CUACCACCAUAUUGAAAAAUAAAUUAGUUUAUCGAUGAUGUGAUGUAUAGAGGAUGAAUAAGUUUUAGUGAUUUCGAAGUGGUAAAACAUUAAUGUAUAUUAGUGAAAAUGUCGGGGAAUUAUGGAAUGCAGCAAUUAAUCCCUGUAGUAAACAAAUUACAAGAUGCAUUCGUGCAAAUGGGAGUGCACAUGUCUUUGGAUCUUCCACAAAUUGCAGUUGUGGGUGGUCAAUCUGCAGGAAAAAGUUCGGUACUAGAAAAUUUUGUCGGCAGGGAUUUCUUGCCUCGAGGUUCGGGAAUAGUAACUCGGCGGCCCCUAAUUCUUCAGCUCAUACAUGGAAAUGCAGAAUAUGCCGAGUUCCUGCAUUGCAAGGGCAAGAAGUUCACGGACUUCAACGAGGUGCGUGGCGAAAUCGAGGCUGAAACGGAUCGUGUGACCGGCAACAACAAGGGCAUUUCUCCCGUGCCUAUCAACUUACGAGUUUAUUCUCCCAAUGUGCUGAACCUGACGUUGAUCGACUUGCCCGGGCUGACGAAGGUCCCCAUCGGUGACCAGCCGGUCGACAUCGAACAGCAGAUCAAGGCGAUGAUCUUCCAGUUCAUCCGGCGCGAGUCCUGCCUCAUCCUCGCUGUCACACCCGCUAACACUGAUUUAGCUAAUAGCGAUGCCCUCAAGCUUGCCAAAGAAGUUGAUCCCCAAGGUCUGCGGACGAUCGGCGUGAUCACGAAGUUGGAUCUCAUGGACGAGGGUACGGACGCGCGCGAUGUGCUGGAGAACAAGCUGCUGCCGCUGCGGCGCGGGUACAUCGGCGUCGUCAACCGCUCGCAGAAGGACAUCGACGGCCGCAAGGACAUCUCCGCCGCCCUCAACGCGGAGAGGAAGUUCUUCCUAAGUCACCCAUCGUACCGUCACCUCGCGGACCGACUGGGCACCCCGUACCUGCAGCGCGUGCUGAACCAGCAGCUGACCAACCACAUCCGCGACACGCUGCCCGGUCUACGUGACAAGCUGCAGAAGCAGCUCCUCGCUCUGGAGAAGGAUGUCGAGCAGUACAAGCACUUCAGACCUGAUGACCCCUCCAUCAAGACCAAGGCUAUGCUGCAAAUGAUCCAGCAGCUUCAGACGGAGUUCGAAAAGACUAUCGAAGGUUCGGGAUCGGCUCAGAUCAAUACUAACGAGUUGUCCGGAGGAGCUAAGAUCAAUCGGCUCUUCCACGAGCGUUUCCCAUUCGAGAUCGUCAAGAUGGAGAUAGACGAGAAAGAACUGCGGCGAGAGAUCGCAUUCGCCAUCCGAAAUAUACAUGGUAUCAGGGUGGGUCUGUUCACGCCAGAUAUGGCGUUCGAAGCCAUCGUUAAGAAGCAGAUCUCCCGGCUAAAGGAGCCUUGUCUCAAGUGCGUCGAUCUGGUAGUCCAGGAACUGUCCAAUGUUGUUCGUGUUUGCACUGAAAGGAUGUCCCGGUACCCGCGUCUGCGCGAGGAGACGGAGCGCAUCAUAAUGUCGCACGUGCGGUCGCGCGAGCAGCAGUGCAAGGAUCAGCUCGUGCUGCUCGUUGACUGCGAGCUGGCCUACAUGAACACCAACCAUGAGGACUUUAUAGGAUUCGCCAAUGCUCAGAAUCAGUCGGAGAAUGCAGCGAAAUCUGGUCACCGCACACUCGGCAACCAGGUGAUAAGGAAGGGCUACAUGUGCAUUCAUAACCUCGGCAUUAUGAAAGGCGGCUCCCGUGACUACUGGUUCGUGCUGACGUCUGAGAGCAUCUCGUGGUACAAGGAUGAGGAGGAGCGCGAGAAGAAGUACAUGCUGCCGCUGGACGGGCUCAAGCUGCGAGACCUCGAGCAGGGCUUCAUGUCGCGCCGGCACAUGUUCGCACUCUUCAAUCCUGAGGGCAGGAAUGUUUACAAGGAUUACAAGCAACUGGAGUUGUCGUGCGAGACACAAGACGACGUUGACUCGUGGAAGGCGUCGUUCCUCCGCGCCGGAGUCUACCCCGAGAAGACCUCCGAAGCCGCCAACGGAGAUGAGUUAUUUCUACCUCUUGGGUCGGCUGACAAUAAGAAAAACUCCGACAGCGCGGGCUCCAGCAGCAUGGACCCUCAGCUGGAGCGGCAGGUGGAGACUAUCCGCAACUUGGUGGACUCGUACAUGCGCAUCGUCACCAAGACCACGCGCGACCUCGUGCCCAAGACCAUCAUGAUGAUGAUCAUAAACAACGCUAAGGACUUCAUCAACGGAGAACUCCUCGCUCAUCUCUACGCCUCCGGUGAUCAGUCUCAAAUGAUGGAAGAGUCCCCGGAGGAGGCGCAGAAGCGCGAGGAGAUGCUGCGCAUGUACCACGCGUGCAAGGAGGCGCUGCGCAUCAUCGGGGACGUGUCGAUGGCGACAGUGAGCACGCCCGUGCCGCCGCCCGUCAAGAACGACUGGCUCGAGAGCCGCCUCGACUCCAACCCGCGUCUCUCCCCGCCCUCGCCCGGCGGACCGCGCCGCGCCACCCCAGUACAGCAAGGUUCGCUGGGACAACGCGGUGCUCCGCCGCCGCCCGGCGCGGGUACAGGUCGGCCCGCGCCUCCGCUGCCGUCACGACCUGGUGGUGCUGCGCCCCCGCCGCCCGCCGGACGCCCGCUGCCCUCGCAGGGCCUGCCCGCGCCCCUCAUACCCACGCGGCCGGGCAGUGGCGGUGCCGGCGCUGUGGCGGCGGGCAUGGGCCAGCUGCCGCCGCACAUGCGUCAGCAGAUCAACCAGGCGGUGGGCCAGGCCGUCACCAACGCCGCCAUCUCCGAGCUCAGCUCCGCCUUCGCCAGAUUCAACCGACCAGUCCCGAACGCCCCACCGAAGCUGCCCGAGCGGCCGCAGAACGGGCGGCCAUUUUGAACGCGCCUAAACUUCGCCGCCAUUUUGUGAUAGCACACUGUAAAUAUGUCAUCUAUGUUAUUAUUAUAUUUAAUAGCAAAAUAUUAUUAACAGAAACGGUUAGGAAAUUUAUAUAAGAACAGAAAUAGUCAAUAGUGUUGGCUUAGGUUAUAUUUUGUACCUUUUGUUAUGAAGCAUUUCUUCUUACUGGUAUUAAAAAAAAAAUGAAAACGGUAAAAUUAGAUAUAUGAGGCUUUAAAACACAUAUCGGUGUUUAUGUAUUUCAGUACAAGAAAUACAUAUAUUUACGACUUGAAUGAAAUUAGAUUUUUUUUAAUCUUUGACUAUUUUCCUAUGAUUAUCGUUGAGUGUUUAAUCAUUGUGUAUAAAUAAUUAUUUAAGAUUUUAAUAUUUAGUUUAAU
This is a messenger RNA of Papilio xuthus (Asian swallowtail), 3269 nucleotides long. RefSeq names its product dynamin-1 shibire (gene shi). Lineage: Eukaryota; Metazoa; Arthropoda; Insecta; Lepidoptera; Papilionidae. The coding region runs from base 109 to 2868 and encodes 919 amino acids. The transcript is spliced from 18 exons. Gene Ontology annotation, cellular component: plasma membrane; cytoplasm; microtubule. Gene Ontology annotation, biological process: synaptic vesicle budding from presynaptic endocytic zone membrane; receptor internalization. The record is from RefSeq and is a predicted model, not a curated record. Gene Ontology annotation, molecular function: GTPase activity; microtubule binding; GTP binding.